This is a messenger RNA of Psammomys obesus (fat sand rat), 9450 nucleotides long. It is a transcript of the gene Pdzd2, whose product is annotated as PDZ domain containing 2. Gene Ontology annotation, molecular function: protein binding. The record is from RefSeq and is a predicted model, not a curated record. The coding region runs from base 1 to 8430 and encodes 2809 amino acids. NCBI's taxonomy places the organism in Eukaryota, Metazoa, Chordata, Mammalia, Rodentia, Muridae. The transcript is spliced from 24 exons.
AUGCCCAUCACCCAGGACAAUGCCGUGCUGCACCUGCCCCUCCUGUACGAGUGGCUGCAGAACAGCCUGCGGGAGGGUGGGGACAGCCCCGAGCAUCGGCUCUGCCAGGCAGCCAUCCAGAAGCUGCAGGAGUACAUCCAGCUGAACUUGGCUGUGGAAGGGAGCCCAGACCCACCUGAUCAGAGUCCCCCAGAGAUGGAGAUCUGUACGGUGUACCUUGCCAAGCAGCUGGGGGACACCGAAACUGUGGGGCUCAGUUUUGGGAACAUCCCUGUUUUCGGGGACUAUGGUGAAAAGCGUCGAGGGGGCAAGAAGAGGAAAACCCAGGGACCGGUGCUGGAUGUGGGCUGCAUCUGGGUGACAGAGCUGAGGAAGAACAGCCCAGCAGGGAAGAGCGGCAAAGUCCGCCUACGGGAUGAGAUCCUCUCCCUGAAUGGACAGCUGAUGGUCGGAGUUGAUGUCAGUGGGGCCAGUUACCUGGCUGAGCAGUGCUGGAAUGGCGGCUUCAUCUACCUGAUCAUGCUGCGGCGCUUCAAGCACAGAACCCACGUGACCUACAAUGGCAGCAGCGGCAACAGCUCAGAACCCGGAGAGACUCCCACCUUGGAGCUGGGUGACCAAACCUCAAAAAAGGGAAAGAGAACAAGAAAGUUUGGGGUUAUUUCCAGACCCCCUAUCGACAAGGCCCCCGAAGAACCCAAGAGCAGCAGUGGCUGCGACGCGACAGACGACCCCAGCUCUGAGCUGGAGAACGGCACAGAGCCGGAACUUGGAAAUGGCCAUGCCUUUGAGCUAGAAAAUGACCCACAUUCUCUCAAGGAUGGACCCCAUCUGGAGAGGUCAGAGGGGGACGGAGGGGCAGAACUCAGAAUUCCAAAGACAGAAGCCUCUCUGGGCAACAGCAAUGACAAGCGCCGCUUCUCAAAAACCGGGAAGAUGGACUUCCAGUCGAGCGACUGCCUGGCACGGGAGGAAGUUGGCCGGAUAUGGAAGAUGGAGCUGCUCAAAGAAUCAGAUGGGCUGGGAAUUCAGGUUAGUGGAGGCCGAGGAUCAAAGCGUUCACCCCACGCUGUCGUUGUCACCCAAGUGAAGGAAGGAGGUGCCGCUCACAGGGAUGGCAGACUGUCCUUAGGAGAUGAACUGCUGGUGAUCAAUGGUCACUUACUGGUCGGGCUCUCCCAUGAGGAAGCUGUGGCCAUUCUGCGCUCGGCCACUGGGAUGGUACAGCUGGUGGUGGCCAGCAAGGAGAGCUCCACGGAGGACCUCCUGAGCUUAACCUCGAAGAGUUUGCCUGACCUGACUAGCUCAGUGGAGGAUGUGUCCUCCUGGACUGACAAUGAAGACCAGGAGGCAGACGGGGAAGACGGAGAGAGGACGGGCUCAGCUGCUGUCCGGGGCAUGAUGCCUGGUUCAGAAGAAUCCCAGGACGUAGGCAGCUCUGAGGAAUCCAAGGGGAGCCUGGAAAGUCCCAAACAAGGGAACAGUAAGAUGAAGCUCAAGAGCCGGCUCUCAGGAGGUGUCCACCGGCUGGAGUCUGUUGAAGAAUAUAAUGAACUGAUGGUACGCAAUGGGGAUCCCCGGAUCAGGAUGCUGGAAGUUUCCCGAGAUGGCCGGAAGCACUCGCUUCCCCAGCUGCUGGAUUCUACUGGGACAUCGCAGGAAUACCACAUCGUGAAGAAGUCUACCCGCUCCCUGAGCACCACCCACGUGGAAUCUCCGUGGAGGCUCAUUCGGCCAUCCGUUAUUUCCAUCAUUGGGCUAUACAAAGAGAAAGGCAAGGGCCUUGGCUUUAGCAUUGCUGGAGGCCGAGACUGCGUUCGAGGCCAGAUGGGGAUUUUUGUCAAGACCAUUUUCCCAAAUGGAUCAGCCGCGGAGGAUGGCAGACUCAAAGAAGGAGACGAAAUCCUUGAUGUAAAUGGCAUACCGAUAAAGGGCCUGACGUUCCAAGAGGCCAUUCACACGUUCAAGCAAAUCCGAAGUGGGUUGUUUGUCCUCACGGUGCGCACCAAGUUACUCAGCCCCAGCCUCACGCCGUGCUCCACCCCCACGCACAUGAGCAGAUCAAGCUCCCCAAGCUUCAAUACCGGCGGGGGAACCCCAGCAGGAGGAGGCCAAGAUGAAGGUGCUUCUUCAACUCUGGGUCGGAAGGCUCCUGGGCCCAAAGACAGGAUUGUCAUGGAAGUCACACUCAACAAAGAGCCUAGAGUUGGAUUAGGCAUUGGUGCCUGCUGCUUGGCCUUGGAAAACAGUCCUCCAGGUAUAUACAUCCACAGCCUUGCCCCUGGAUCAGUGGCCAAGAUGGAGAGCAACCUGAGCCGGGGAGACCAAAUCCUGGAAGUGAAUUCUGUGAAUGUUCGCCACGCAGCUUUAAGCAAAGUGCACGCCAUCUUAAGUAAAUGCCCACCAGGACCCGUUCGCCUGGUCAUCGGCCGACACCCUAAUCCAAAGGUUUCUGAGCAGGAGAUGGAUGAAGUGAUAGCACGCAGCACCUACCAGGAGAGCAAAGAAAGCAACUCCUCACCUGGCUUAGGUACCCCCUUGAAGAGUCCCUCUCUUGCCAAAAAGGACUCACUCCUCUCUGAAUCUGAGUUCUCCCAGUACUUUGCCCAUGAUGGGCAGGGCUCCCUGUCGGACUUCGUGGUAGCUGGCUCUGAGGAUGAGGACCACACUGGAAGUGGCUGUGACACCUCGGAGGAUGGCAGCCUGCUUUCUGUCCCCUCUGCUCACAGGGAGCCAGGGAAAGCCAGGGCCAACAGCCUGGUGACACUUGGAAGCCAGAGGACCUCUGGGCUCUUACACAAGCAGGUGACAGUCGCCAGGCAAGCCAGUCUCCCCGGAAGCCCACAGGUCCUCAGGAACCCCCUUCUCCGCCAGAGGAGGGUGCGCUGCUAUGAUGGCAACGAUGCCAGUGAUGGAGAAGACUUUGAAGAUGAGGGGGACUGCAUUUCACUCCCAGGCGUUCUCCCAGCCCCCAGCAGGCCUCCGACAGAGGAUGACACCAGGCCUGCCUUGACGACCUCUUGCAAAAGUAUCGAUGUGAGCAAGCGGGAGGAACGGCCCCAGAAACCACUGGUCAGCAAGGCCUGCUCCGUGCCUCUGCUUGGCAGCUCCCUGGACCUAGAGCACAGUGUCCGGGAUGGAAUGUUGGGUGCUCCCCCCAAGGCAGCCAGCCUGCCAGGCUCUGUAGAAACCCCCAAGAGUAGGCCAGGGGGCUCCGGGAGAAAGGAGAUGUCAGGGUCAAGAAGUUCACCAAAGCUGGAAUACAGAGCUCCUAUGGACACCCAAAGCCCAAGGAGCCCAGAAAACCCUACCUCCCCUCCACAGAAGAAUGAAAAUCUGGUGUCCAGGCACAAGCCUGUGGCCAGGAUCAGCCCACACUACAAGAGGUCUGAUGUUGAGGAGGCCCCAAGUGGAACAGCCAAUGGACCAUGUGGUCAGGACUUGAAAGUCCAGGCCCCUUCCUUGAAAGAUACUGUUGCUGGUCAUCAGCCAAGCGGAACUGCAGAGAAGGAACUUUGGGAAAACCCCACCCCAGGGGACAGCUAUGCCCCCACCAACUGUGGACCAGCCAGUACCCCAUGCCACCCAAACCCUGGACUCCCCACAGAGAGCCUGCAGGGAGCUGCUCCAGAGUGUGGGCCACGCCCUGAGACUGGAUGGGAUGUUUCCUCAGACCGCCUCCCUUUCCCAGGGAAGAGCAGGGAAGCUCAUCCUGACUCCAGCAAGACUUCAGUCAUCACAGAGCAAGGCCACCAGCCUGAGAGCUUCAGCCAGCCUGUGUCUCCCAGGACCUCGGAGCCUGAGCCCCAGGGCAUAUCUAAAAUGAAGACAGUCAGCCAUCUGAGUGUGUCUACCAGGGAGAAGGCCUCAUCUCCUCCUGACUUUAUCAGGGCUCCGGCUCCACCUGGGGACUGCUCUCCCAACACCAGGAGAGCAGCUGUCCCCAUGGGCAUAGGAACAACGGCAGCUACUGCCAUCCCUCAUGUCUCCUCGGUGCCCCAGGAAGAGAGUGGAGGCCCCUCAGGUCCCAGUGAGGCACUGGAAACAACAGGACUCUGCACAGCUAAAUGCUCGAAGGACGGCGCUCUGCAUGAAGGUGCAACUUCUAUGUCUGGAAAGACAUCACAUGCCAGCCCCUCUCUGCCAGUGACCCUGACUGACAGGAUGCCGUCAGGAAGCAGAGAGAGCCCUGUGACAGACAUUGACAACUUCAUCAGGGAGGCGUCUGAGGCAAGGUCUCAGUCUCCUCAGAAAGCAGACUGCAGGGCUCACCAGGGCAUUCUUGAGGGCCAGCCACCAGGUGAAUCUGGGGGUGGCAGUUCCCACCAUGCCCAGACAGUCAGCAGCGGCCAAAUAUCCUCCCCAAGGAAGACUGGGGGCACAGGCCCACCCCCGCCCCCACAGUGGGCCUUCCAGCCUUCCGUUUUGGAUUCCAUCCACCCUGACAAACAUUUUGCUGUGAACAAAAACUUUCUGAACAACUACUCUAGAAAUUUUAGCAGUCUCCAUGAAGACAGCAUCUCCCUGUCAGGCCCAGGUGACAGUACGGAGCCGUCGCUCUCAUCCAUGUAUGGUGAUGCUGAAGACUCAUCUUCAGACCCCGAGUCUCUUGCUGAAGCCCCACAAGCAGCUUCCAGGACCAGCUGGUCACCCCUUCAUUCUCACGAGUCCUCCCAUAAGGAAGGGACUAGUGAGUCUGAGGAUGAGCAAAUAGAAAUUUGCGCCACAAGCGGUCUCCCUGAGAGCCGGGUGGCCGCCCAUCCUGCCACCCAGGCUGCGUUCUGCCCGGUUCUACCGGUACAGCACAGAGCUCUGGGUGAGCCAGUGGGCGAUUCCUGUGAACGGGCCUGCUUCUUGCCAGGGGCCUCUCACACCUCCGCCCCGAGCUCUUCUCGGCCACUUUCCUUUCUAAACUCUCAGGAGCAUGAGACGUGGGUGGGCACACGUGCUUUACAGAGCUCCAGGCCCUCGAGCACAGACGAAAUCAAAGCCGUCACCAGCACCACCAGCGAGAGCUCAGUCGAGGGAGACGGCCAGCCUUCUGAAAUGACCAGGCAUUGUCACAACCCGCCAUUCACGCUUAGGAACCUGAAUGUGAUAAACGGCCUGGGUCGUGACCUGCUGGAUGAGGGAAGCCCAAAGGAAGAAGCAGCAGCCGCCGCUAGUGUGAUUCACAGUGCAUAUGCCCUCGGUGCCAAAGGCCCUAAGAACGGAGAGGCUGUUUUGGCAAACCUACACAUUGCCAAGAGUCAUGACCUGGAUGACUUGCUACAGAAACCAAAAACAAUCUCCAGGAGGCCCAUCAUGGCCUGGUUUAAAGAAAUAAAUAAAAAUGGCCAAGGCACACAUUCGCAGAACAAAUCUGAGAAGGAACAGUCCUCGAUGCUGGCUAUGAGUCCUGGCUCCAAAGCCCAUAUGGUGAACAGCAGCCACAAAAAGGGGGUGGCUGUGCCUAAAAGUCCUUCUCCAAUACAGAAGAGUCAGGAAAAUAAAGACCUGCCCCCCAAAAGUCCAGUGGAGACACUCAGCAACUGUCAGAAACCCAAGUGUGGCCCUAAGCUAAAGAGACUGAGCAGCAAAAGCAAAGUCAGUCCUGAGGCCCCUGUGGCUGGUUCUGUUAAGGCCAGUGGGACUGGCCACAAGAAGAGCUUGACUUCACCUCAGGCCUCCCAUAAAAUGCUUUCUAAGGCAGCGUCAUACUGGCUCCACAUAGCUGACCAAGAAGAGCCUAACAGCCCUUCUGUGGACACCCCAAAAACCCCCCAAUGCAUGUCCGAGAGCAAGCCACCCCUGGCUACCUCUGGGUCACUGAGGACCUCGGCAUCAGACACAAGCAUCAGAAGCUUCCCGUCACCCGUGACUUCUCCCAAGCCUCUCCCUGAGCAAGGUACAAACAGGAGGUUCCACAUGGCCGUCUACUCGGAAUCUGACACAAGCUGUCCACCCACCUCCAGGUCCCCUAGGUGUGGACCAGAGGGCAAGCUGCCCCAUGCUGACUCUGGGUCUGUGAGUCCGUCAGGGUCCAGGAGCAGCAUGGCCGUGGCGGGCAGCAGACAGAGCAAGCAGUUCACGCCCAGCCAAACGGACAUGCUGGUGUCAGAAGCAGCCCAGCCUGGGGGCAUGAGUGAGAAAAGAAGUGAAAAAAUUGCUAGUGAGCCUCUGGAAAGGACAAAACAGUUGAAAAUAGUUGAGAUUUCUCCUGAAAGAAUGCCAAAGAAGGCAUGUGGUGACAAGCCACUGGGCAGUGACAGACAGGGAGGGUUCUUGACCCAGAGCAACUGUCAGGAGAAGAGUGGAAUCAGGCCUCGGCAGCCACUGGACUCGUCCCCAAAGCAUCCGCCCUCCUCUCCCUCCCAGGUGGAGCAGCGGGAAAUGUGCUGCUCCUUCAGCAUGGCCAGACUGGCCUCCUCCUCCUCCCCGAAGCUGCCUGCCAAAACACCAGAUUCCUCCCAGGCCAGAUCCAGCCAGGUGCCAGGCUCCCUAGCGGUGCCCAAGAAUGGCGUACCCAUAGCCCCGGGAGGGGAGGAGCACCCUUACUUCACCCCGAGGCCAGCCACCAGGACUUACUCCAUGCCAGCCCAGUUCUCAAGCCACUUUGGACGAGAAGGUCCUUCCCCGCCCAGCCCAAGUCGCUCGCCACAGGCCCCCCAGGCCCCUGUGAUGAGCGGCAGUCUCUCUGAGGCUAACGGACAGGGUGUAUAUAGUGUGAAGCCUCUGCUGGAGACGGCAAAAAACCUGCCGCCAACGGACGGAGGGGGUGUCGGCGCAGUCCCUGAGACAACCUGUCUCAUCCCAGACAAAGUCAAGGUCACCAGGAGACAGUACUACUAUGAGCAGAACUGGCCCCAUGAAUCUACCUCGUUUUUCUCUGUGAAGCAGAGGAUCAAGUCUUUUGAGAACCUGGCCAAUUCUGACCGGCCUGCGGCCAAGGCGACCACAUCCCCAUUCUUGUCUGUGAGCUCCAAGCCUCCCAUUAGCAGGCGGUCGUCUGGCAGCAUCACUUCAGGGAGCCCUAGUGAUGUGACAGCCCGGUCACUAAGACGUAGCUUGAGUUCCUGCAGUGAAAGCCAGAGCGAGGCCAGCAGCCUUCUCCCGCAGAUAACAAAGUCCCCUUCCAGUGUGACCCUGAUUAUCUCCAGGCAGAAUCCACCGGAGACCAGCAACAAGGGCCCCGGCUCAGACCCAAAGAAAUCACUUGUCCCUUCGGGAAUCCCCACCUCAACAGUGACCCCAGCCUCACCCAUCAAGAGGAACAAGUCCUCAGUGCGCCACACCCAGCCAUCCCCUGUGUCCCGAUCCAAGCUGCAGGAGCUGAGAGCCUUGAGCAUGCCAGACCUGGACAUGUGUGGUGGUGAGGACUACCCCGCCGGCCCAGGCACCGUGCUCUUCAGAACCCAGCUGGAGAUCAUCCCCAGGUCACAGGGCUCCGCGGCCACCUCUCCAGCGGGCUCCCCAGCUAGAGGCCAUGUGGGCCUCGACCUCAACGGAUCAGCUUCCCUUUCCUGUCCUAUGAAUGGUGGGACCAGGGUCUACCCAAGAGGAAACAGCCCUCCAGCCAGUGAGCCUGCAGCAUCCAGUGGAGCCAGGGAAGGGGGCGAACCUGGGAGGGCCCUGCCUUCGGGGAAAAGCUGGUCCGUGAGUUUGGAUCAACUCUUCAACUCAGCAGGACACCAGCAGAGGUUACAGGCUGUUUUAUCAGUGGUGGGGUCAAAAUCUACCAUUCUCACUCUCAUUCAGGAAGUGAAGACGCAAUCAGAGAAUAAAGAAGAUACUUGCUUCAUAGUCUUGAAUAAAAAAGAAGGCUCAGGUCUGGGAUUCAGUGUGGCAGGAGGGACAGACGUGGAGCCAAAAUCAGUCAUGGUCCACAGAGUCUUUUCUCAGGGUGUGGCUUCUCAGGAAGGGACCAUGAGCCGAGGGGAUUUCCUUCUCUCCAUCAAUGGCACCUCCUUAGCUGGCUUAGCCCACAGUGAGGUCACGAAGGUUCUGCACCAGGCACAGCUGCACAAACAGGCCCUCAUAGUUAUCAAGAAAGGGAAUGACCAACCCAGGCCCGCCCUCAGGCAGGAGCCUCCCUCAGCCAAUGGGAAGGGUCCACUCGCCAGGAAGACCUUGCCGCUGGAGCCUGGAGCUGGGAGAAAUGGAGCUGCUCAUGAUGCUCUGUGUGUUGAAGUGCUGAAAACCUCGGCUGGGCUGGGACUGAGUCUGGAUGGAGGGAAAUCAUCCGUGUCUGGAGAUGGGCCACUGGUAAUUAAAAGGGUGUACAAAGGUGGUGCCGCAGAACAGGCUGGAACAAUAGAAGCGGGCGAUGAGAUCCUUGCUAUCAACGGGAAACCCUUGGUUGGGCUGGUGCACUUCGAUGCCUGGAAUAUUAUGAAGUCCGUUCCAGAAGGGCCUGUGCAGCUAGUGAUUAGAAAGCACAGGAAUUCAUGAAUUUUAACAACCACCUCCCCUAGAUUCACUUCUUUUAGCAAAUCAGAAUGACUUCUUUAAGUGAUGGGUUCUUGAAUCAACACACAGCUUAUUGUGCUUUUACAUGAAGCCCGAACUCCAGAAACAACCUACCUGGACCAUCAAGGCUGGGAAGGCAUCAUUUCAGUGCCUGGGAUCAAGAGCUGAUGUGCUCUUCAUCUGGAAGCUAGCUACACCUUCACAUCCUACUUGCCACCUCUCCCAGCAUCAGUCCUGGUGAAUAGGGACCAGAAGGAUAACACAAAUGCCCAGGUAAAAUGAUGUAUGUAUGUAGAUUUAUAUAAUUUUGUAAGUAAAUGACAUAGUGCUUUUAGGUACAUGCAGUGGAAGGCAGAGGUAUGGGUCUAUGUAUGUUACCCUGAAAAGUAAAAUGAGAUUUAAAGAAAAUGAAUUUAUGACCUAAUUGUUAGGCAGAGCUCAGGAAUUACCCAACAGUGAAAAAUGACGAUUUUAAAAAGUGCUAUUUUUUAAUGAACAUAAUGUAUGGUACGGGCUGGGAAGUUGUGAUUGUUUUGUUUUGGAGAGUGUUAAGUCAUAAGGCUGUUACAGAGUGACAGCUCUGAUGAAUUGCAAUAAAUAGCUGUGAGCUUCCCUGCUUGGAAGGAGGAAGUUGUAGCCUGAAAGCACCUUGCAUCCAAUUUUCAAACUUGAGUAUGUUUGAAUUCAAGACUGGUCAACACAGGAGCAGGCAAAGUUGCCAGUGUGUUUCCGUUUUCACGUACAUACACCACCACCUUAAAGGAAUUUUUGAGAGUUAAAUCCUUCAACUUGCAAUCAUAGGUGUUCUGUGAUCCAAACUGAGGAGUGCCUGAGCAUUCUCUUGGAGAUUUGCUUGCUGGUUCUUCUCCCGUUCCCCACCAAACUUAAAGCAGCACAGAGUUCGCAGUCCAGCUCUCUUCCGACAGAGCUCUGCAGUGGUUCAACCUUUUGCUAUUUUGGUUUUUCCUGUUUUGCAAAUUCUUCCUCUUUCCAAAACUGGGG